CCAAAGGGAAGUAGAAAAGAAAAAGUUAAAAAUAGUCACUUCCGCGUCCUCCUGCCCCACUGCCGGGUGUUGUGCCCCGCGUUGAGGUCCUCUGCUCCAGGUCUACCACCUAUGCUGAGCCUCAUCGAGCUGUUCUGCUCCACAGCACGUUCCAGCAAGGUCUCCUGCUCCACUGUGAGGAAGUCUUCUUCCCCAUGGAGGACCCUGUGAUCCGCAUACCCCCCUACCACUACAUCCACGUGUUGGACCUCAACAGCAACGUCACUCGUGUGGAGGUUGGACCUCACUCCUACAUCCGGCAGGACCAUGAGAGGGUGGUCUUUUCCCCCAAGCGCAUGGUGAUAGUUCCCCCCCGGCACUACUGCGUGGUGCUCAAUCCUGUGGCCCGGGGCCCAACGGGAGCUGUGCUGUUCGAUGGUGCGGGGCAGGCCCAGCUGCGGCAUGCUGACCUUGAUGUCCGCCUCACCCAGGAGCCCUUUCCCCUGUACCCCGGUGAGGAGCUCCAGCAGGGUGUCACCCCGCUGCAGGUGGUGCUGGCUGAUACUGCCCUGCGCCUUCGAGCCUUGCUUGACUUUGAGGAUGAGGAUGGGAACAAGUUUGUGGCAGGCGAUGAGUGGCUCUUCGAGGGUCCUGGCACCUACAUCCCCCACAAGGAGGUAGAGGUGGUUGAGACGUUGCAGGCCACCGUCAUCAGGCACAACCAGGCCAUCCGCCUGAGGGCACGCAAGGAGUGCCUCGACCGUCAGGGCACGCGGCGUGUCACAGGUGAGGAAUGGCUGGUGAAGCGGGUGGGUGCCUACCUGCCAGGGGUCUACGAGGAGGUGGUCGAUGUCGUGGAUGCCUAUGUCCUCACUGACAAGAAAGCCCUCCACCUGCGAGCUACCCGGACCUUUGAGGAUGCGCAGGGACAUGUGCGCCGCACAGGAGAGGAGUGGCUGGUGACACAGGAGCAGAGUGAGGCCUACGUCCCUGAUGUCUUCGAGGAGGUGGUAGCUGAGGUGCUGGUGACAACUUUGGGUCCUCGACAGUACUGCGUGGUGCUCGACCCUGUGGGACCCAACGGGCAGCCCCAGCUGGGACAGAAGCGUGUGAUCAAGGGGGAGAAAUCCUUCUUCCUGCAGCCGGGUGAGCGGCUCCAGGCUGGCAUCGAGGAUGUCUAUGUGCUCUCUGAGGAUGAGGGGCUACUUCUUCAGGCUCUGCAGACAAUCAAGGACACUGACGAGGAUGGGACGGAGGUGAUACGGCGUGCAGGGGACCGCUGGUUGGCCCGGGGUCCUCUCGAGUACGUGCCACCAGCUGAGGUGACUGUGCUGGAGCGACGCCGUGCGCUGGCCCUGGCUGAGAACGAGGGCAUCUAUGUGCGGGACAUCCGCACCGGCAAGGUGCGGGUGGUGACGGGGCAGACCUACAUGCUGACGGAGGCCGAGGAGCUGUGGGAGAAGGAGCUGCCCCAAGGGGUUGAGACCCUGUUGGCUGAGGCUCGUGGGGACACAGCUGGUCAAGAUUUGGGCAUCCAGUCAUCCUCAGGCCCCAGUUUUGGGGUCCAGGAAAGGGACCGGACCCGUGCUGUCACAUAUCAGGUGCCCCAUAAUGCUGCUGUGCAGGUCUAUGACUACCGGGAGCGGCGAGCACGAGUGGUACUGGGCCCCGAGCUGGUGGUGCUGGGCCCUGGUGAGCAGCUGACGGUGCUGUCCCUAUCUGGAGGCCGCCCCAAAAGGCCCCACGCGCGCCGCAGCCUCUGCCUGCGCCUCGGCCCUGACUUCUGUGCUGACAUUGUCACCAUUGAGACAGCUGACCAUGCACGGCUGCAGCUGCAGCUGGCCUACAACUGGCACUUUGAGGUGCCUGAGGAUCCAAAGGCUCUGGGGCGUCUCUUCAGUGUUCCUGACUUUGUGGGGGAUGCCUGCAAGGCCCUGGCCUCCCGUGUGCGUGGAGCUGUCGCUGCUGUCACCUUUGAUGACUUCCACAAGAAUUCCAAUCGCCUCAUCUGCUCAGCUGUCUUUGGCUUUGACGAGAGUGGACGACUGCGGGAGCACCUGCGCUUUGUCCCCAAUGGGCUGGUGGUGACGAGCGUCGACAUCCAGAGUGUGGAACCUGUGGACCAACGCACACGCGACGCACUGCAGCGCAGCGUCCAGCUGGCCAUCGAGAUCGCCACCAACUCCCAGGAGGCUGCCGCCAGGUCCCCAGUUCCCUGUGUCACCUUGGGUUGCCCCCCUUGUGUUCUUGUUGCCAUAUGUCUUCUUUUGCCUCUCUGUAUGCCAUGUGUUGCCAUAUUCCCACCUCUCCUUUUCCACUUCCUGUCCCCAUAUGACCUCUUUAUCCCCAGGUGUCCUCUAUGUCCCCUGUGUCCCCAAAUGUCCUCUAUAUCCCAUACAUCCCCAAAUUUCCUCUACAUCUCCCAUUUGCUCAAGUGUUCUCUAUAUUCCCAAGUGUCCCCAAAUAUCCUCUCUAUCCCUCUUGUCCACAGAUGUCCUUGUCCCACAUCCCCGAGCAUCUUCUAUGUGUCCCAUGCCACCAAAUGUCCUCUUUAUCUCCCAUGUUUCCAAAUGUCUUCCAUAUCCUCUGUGCCCCCAAACUUCAUUCCACAUACCCUCCAUCCUAAUGUCCCACAUAUCUUCAGCAUCACCUGCAUCCUUCUGUGUCCCAGUAUCCCCAAAGCGUUCCCAGUGUCCCCAGUGUGUUCCCAGUGUCUCUAACAUGUCCCAUAUGUCCCAUCCCCAAUGUCACCUGUGUGUCCUCAGUAUCCUCAGAACCCCAGAGUUCCCACAGCAUCCCCAGUGUCCUGUGCUCCAGUGACCUCAACGUGUCUCCAACUGUCCUCCCACUGUCCCGUCUGCAUCCCCACUGUCCCACCCCCCAGUGUCCCCAGUUGGCCCCCAGUGUCCCCCCAGUGUCCCACAUGCCCACAGUGUCCCUUCA
Molecule: messenger RNA, 2922 nt
Organism: Tympanuchus pallidicinctus (lesser prairie-chicken)
Lineage: Eukaryota; Metazoa; Chordata; Aves; Galliformes; Phasianidae
Gene: MVP
Product: major vault protein
Exons: 13
Coding region: 195-2699 (834 amino acids)
Cellular component (GO): nucleus; cytoplasm
Source: RefSeq, a predicted model, not a curated record